This is a messenger RNA of Haliotis rufescens (red abalone), 441 nucleotides long. RefSeq lists its product as uncharacterized. Lineage: Eukaryota; Metazoa; Mollusca; Gastropoda; Lepetellida; Haliotidae. The transcript has 4 exons. The record is from RefSeq and is a predicted model, not a curated record. Bases 1 to 441 code for a protein of 146 amino acids.
AUGGCCGAGUCCGUGUUUAUCGACGUAGAGGAGAGCGACUGGCACCUAACUUCAUCCAAGAUGUACACCCUUAUGCUGGAGGCGUCCGUGAGAGGGCUGCAAAAGGCAAGGAUGAAACACAUAUUUAUCUUUGUCGCUGUGAUCUGCCUGCCGCACGUUUCUGGUGAAGACGCCUGUCCCUGUGUGACUGGUUACAACUGCCCCGAGAACUGUACCUUAGUGAACAUAGCCCCACAAGCAACGAGUAACUUUACAUCUGGGGACAAUAAUACCUUCUCCAUUACCGGUCAGGCAGCCUGGGUUACUGACGGUGUGACGUCAGGGUCGUGUGCAUCAGUCUCGUCCCUACAUCCGGCAUGGAAGGCUGAGUUUGGACUGACCAGGACAGUCAACGGGAUCAAGAUAUUCUGGGAAGGUACUGAAAAUGGCAUAUCGAAUUAA